UUUAUUUUGAUAAUUAUUAUUUGAGUACAAAGUCCACUUAGCAAAGCUCUUAUUACUUGUACUUCCUUUCAUUAAUGAGUUUCGGUUUAGUGUCGCACCAAAACAUAACUCAUUCAUGACAGUCCAUUAUAUGUGUGACUUACAUCUCGGCAAUAAUGUUAAAGUUUAUGUAAUCAAGCUGUUAUAAUGUCUUCCUCUUGAUCCUCUUCAAUGGCCCGAGGAACUGCCAAACGCCAUUGAUUGUUUACUUUCCUGGUUUGUAAACUGAGUCGUAUGGUCUUCCAAUAAAGUUUGUUUUCGAUUGCUCUCUUUAGUUUACACGUGUGCGAGUAAAUAAAUCCGGCAAGUUUAAUGCAAAACUUUUGGUUUACGCUUUAUGGUAAAUAUUUGGUGUACGUCGUAUAACUGUUUUAUAGUUCUAGUAAAAUGUUUGGUUUAAUUGUGCUAGGUCAAGAGCGGGCGUUCGACAGGCGUCCUUGCGACGGGUAAAUAUUAUUGUCUAAGCGGGUUUUCCGCUGCUUGGGUGUUUGUAUGAGUUUGUGGAUGAUACAGACGGGGAUCCGCCAGAGCAAUGACCGCACGCACAUACGUGCCCACACACCCUGUCUCACCAGCCACCGCGCCUCCACCAGCCACCAGGCCUCAUAGCCAUAGCGCCCAGGUGCUCUCAGCAAUACUGCUGAAAUGUUAUACUUACACAAAUAAGCCACUACGAAAAGUAUUCAAGUUCAACUUUACUUGGCUUCGUAUUAAGAAAAGUUUUCCUAAAAUUAUUUCGUUGCUCAACCCAGUUAAAACGUUAAGGCCCAGAUUACUUAGUAGUUACUAGGGCUAAAGCUUCAGUUAGGUGUGAGAGUUUGCGCGCGUCGGUAAGCUUCGGUUCGACGAGACGCUGGAGAGCAGAGGCGGACGUGGGAGUGGUGACGCGCGGUGGGGCGGGGCUGGGCGGCGCGGCGCGGCUCCGGAGGCGGCGCGCGCGCACUGUGAGCUCGCCCGCGCGCCGACGCACACGCGCUGCACGCAUGAAGACCGAGGACCAAACCACCGAGGAGGCGGCGCGCCGCGCGCCUGCCACGCGACGCCAGGAGAAACCACCCUUCUCCUACAUCGCUCUCAUAGUGAUGGCCAUCCGACACUCGCCCAACAAGAGGCUGACGCUCAGCGAAAUCUAUGCGUUCCUCCAGCAACAGUUUCCAUUCUUCCGCAGCUCCUACCAGGGCUGGAAGAAUUCCGUUCGCCACAAUCUAAGUUUAAACGAAUGUUUCGUGAAGUUGCCCAAGGGGCUCGGUAGGCCGGGGAAGGGUCACUACUGGACGAUCGAUCCGUCGUCGGAGUUCAUGUUCGAGGAGGGUUCGUUCAGGCGGCGACCGCGCGGGUUCCGUCGGAAGUGCCAGGCGUUGAAGCCGCAGUUCGGGAGCGGGAGCUACCUGUGCGGGGGCGGCGUGGCGGCGCUGCCUCCGUCGCAGCCGCCGGGCUACGAGCUGGCCGGGGGCAGCGGCGCCGGCGCGGGCGGCAGCGGGUCGCUGGAGUACGGCGCGUGCGCGUACUCGCACGCGAGCUCGGGCCAGCAGCUGGCGUACGGCGGCGAGUACUGCGCGUACGGCGCCAUCAACGAGCGCGAGUGGCCGCUGCCGUACGGCGCCGUGGAGGGGGGCUACCGGCCGCCGCCCGUGUCGCCGCCGCCGCACCACGACCUGCCGGACCUCAUCCCCAACUACCAGUAUGCUGUAGCCAAUGAACAUGGCUCAGCUCCCAUGUUCGCCGGCAUGAGGGGGGUGCACGGCCAGAUGCUGAGUGGAGGGUCCUCCAUCACCGGCCUUGGAGGCUUCGGGCUGUCAUCAUCACUCCCAGCCCUCCCGGCUGACAGAUCCAAGGUCUACUCAUCACCACCACCGACGCCCUUACCUACUCUGCCUUCACCAGCCUCGGUACCUACGCCCGGUCCACCUCCUUCGUCUUAUUACCAAUAAUUUUAUUUUUUUACUUCUUUAUGGAUAUUUUAUCACCGAUAGUGUGAACUUUUGUAAAGGUAUGAGAUUGUCUAACCGUCAGUUGCACAAAGUUACAGCUUCUUUAAAUCUAUUGCUGACUCUUUCUUUGGCAACAAGAUAAAAAGUGUUAGCAAUAGAUUUAAUGAAGCUUUAUCUUUAAUGGAGCUUUGAACAACUGACGGUAAAACGUCGCUCGCAUCGAUAGCUAAGAUGAACGCCAAAUGUAAUGUUAUAGUAAUUAUUAUAUUAUGUAUUUUUCGUCAAUUUUGAAAUUACUUAGUGUACCAUAAUUAUGCUUAGUUUUAUGUUAGUUGUUUAGAUAUUAGUUUAGAUGGAAGUAUUUAUCAUAAGAAUCAUCACUGAAUGGUUUCAGAAUUCAUUUUAUGUUGCUAGAUUUUUACAGUACUUCUUUUUGCUUUUAAUUAUUGGCAAAGUCUAAUGUUUAUUUAUCCAAUCUUUUAUACCUCCUCGUAGAAUGAAUAGCUGGCUUAAUGUUAUAAAUAGGCAAAAUAUACUGUAAGACCCUGUAAAUUACAGGACUUUUCAGGGCUCUAAUAUUGUGCCUUAAUUUAAGUACAACUCCAGUAAUUAAGAUUAUUCCAUCUUACUCAAUUGUACCUUUCUAUUACUGAAAAAAAUAUAAAUACUUAUAAAGGGUUUUAAAAAAGAACAGUUUCUCGGUUAUUGUUGUUGUGCUAAAAUGUCAAUAUCUUGAGUUCUUUGACACUUAGGUACCCAUUUUUUUAAUGAAAAUUGGCACCUAACUACUGUACUUGUAAACUUAAUUUUAUUAUCUGCUUGUUACCUGACCAAAUCAUUUUGUUUUCACUUUGAUAUUUUUGCCUUGAAGUUUUCAGUUUUUUUUUUUUUAAUAUAUGUACUUAGAUGAUAAAUUGCAAAUUCUUAAUUAAUUUUAAAUAUUCGCAGUGAUCAUUAAGUAGGACUUAGAGUUAACUUAAACCAGUAGGAUAUUAUUUUAUCAAAGUCAUUAGUAAAUUGCUAGAAUAAUAUAAUAAUAGUAAGCGUACAAAAGUAUUAAGUAUGUUAAUUAUUUCAUAUUAUGUAUGUAUUAUUUUCUCGUGUCUAAAUGAAGACGGUGUAUUUUUAUUAGUUGUAAGCUGUUUCUUUUUUUAAAUAAACUCUUAUUAAUUUUA
This is a messenger RNA of Helicoverpa armigera (cotton bollworm), 3145 nucleotides long. RefSeq names its product forkhead box protein F2. Gene Ontology annotation, cellular component: nucleus. The transcript has 2 exons. The coding region runs from base 1023 to 1970 and encodes 315 amino acids. The record is from RefSeq and is a predicted model, not a curated record. NCBI's taxonomy places the organism in Eukaryota, Metazoa, Arthropoda, Insecta, Lepidoptera, Noctuidae. Gene Ontology annotation, molecular function: RNA polymerase II cis-regulatory region sequence-specific DNA binding; DNA-binding transcription factor activity, RNA polymerase II-specific. Gene Ontology annotation, biological process: regulation of transcription by RNA polymerase II; animal organ morphogenesis.